UUGCUGCCAAACCAGCUGGCACUUUGAACUGAUAGUCUGACACAUUACAAUAUACUGGAAACUCUGACCUUUAAACCAGGUUUUUAGUCUUUGUUGUCUAUUUUUUUUUAAGUAUAAAGUCCAAAACCACCAUGCGGACCAUGGACUCUCACUGUGGAAGAUCACGCCUUCCACUCUGCAGCCUGUGAUCUAAGCUUUUUUUUUGUUGUUGUUGUUGUGUGGCACCUUUAAUCACUUUACCUUUCUGCAUCAUGCGAAACUGCAGCCAUAGGUGACGCAAAAAGUUUUGAGUUUGUUCAUGAGUGGGUGAAGCUGCUGGUGGAAAGUUUGUUCAGGAGCUGCUCUGCCGGCGUCUCCUCACCUGAUUCCUGCACGCCACACCCAGCCGGUGGUGCAGAGCCUCAUCGCAGGCCCCCCUUGCGGCGGUCAGGAUGGGCUCCUUAGUGGGGACACCGGGAGCUCUGCCUGCCUGGAAAGCCACGAUUUUCCUCUUUAACAUAAUCGCAGCUGCUGUGGCCAAAAGACACGUCGUGUACUGGAACUCAACAAAUACAAGGUUAACAGCAGGAGAUCUGUCCAUCCAGGUGAACCUGAAUGACUACCUGGACAUUUACUGCCCACACUACCCCAACAAGGGGACUCUGGACCCCGGGCAGCCAGAGUCACUGGCCCUCUACCUGGUGGGAGAGGCUACUUUCCAGGGCUGUGUGGAGACUAGAGGGGCUAUCAAGAGGUGGGAGUGUAACACCCCCUACGCUCCCUUCGGACCAGUGCGCUUCUCUGAAAAGAUCCAAAGGUUCACCCCCUUCUCGCUGGGGUUUGAGUUUCUGCCAGGGCGCCACUACUACUACAGCUCCCUACCAACAGAUGAAGGGCCUCCUCUGCCAUGUAUGAAGUUGCGUGUCACAGUGUGCUGCGAGCCCACAUCAGAGGGUUCAAAACAAAUACAAAAAACUGCAACUAGAAGUAGUGUUUGCUCACUGAGGACCGUUUCGCUUCCAGCCCUCCUCAUCCUCAUCCUCCUCCUGCUGACUACCUGACUUCCUCACCCGUCCUCACGGCUGACCUCACAUAUAUGUCCUCCGCCGGAUCAGGAGAUACUACUCAGACAUUCAAGUACACAAUGCAAUCUACGCUCAGACAGUGAAUGACACAAUGCAAUCUAUGCUAAGCUAUCGCAAAUGACACAUAUUACCUUGUGGCUGUUUACCUGUGAAAUUCCAGAAAGAAUCGGGUGUCUCCUCCAGAACAGGGCCACAGUGACUCAGGGACUGACACGCUGAAUCACAGUGAUUCAUUUCUUGUUAUUUUCUUUUUCCCACCUGUUGUGCGAGUAGUAGCACAGACUAUUACACGUAGAGCUAGUCAUAAGACUCAUAUCCCACUCUGAAGCCAAAAGAACAAUGAGUCUGUCAGGAAAAACUUUUUUUUUUCACUUUCUCAUCUCUGUUUCUCAUUUUCUACAUAUUGUGUUGGAUUUAGUUCUUUCUGAGAACUUGCCUCCAGUUUAAAAAGUGGCCAAAUAAACACAUACUACUGUACAGGUUUGAGGUCACUCAGUGAGCUGGUGACUGUCUUCUUUUUCUUUACGUGGGCCCACAUGAAUAGCUGAAACUGCCUUAUUUGAAUCUGAGUAGGAUAAUUGUGUUAAACCUUUGUAACUAAUUAGAUUUUGGAAAUAAAAGGGUUUAAGGAGGAAAUGUGGAAUAUUCUGGAAUAGUCAUGCAGGGCUGCUGCGCCCCCUACUGGGAUUAAACUGGUUUAACUGGAGUUGGACUGGGUUGGCCAUGAACUCAGAAACUGGACACUAGAUUUUGGUGCUGGAUGGUGAUAAUGGGACCUUGGGCAGAGUUUGUCCUCUCUGUUUGAGAAUCAGAGAUUCCGAAUAAAAUACAGAACAGAGUGGGUUUAUGGGUAAACGGUGAGCAUUAACUCCUCUCGCUCCACUGUACACACUGCGGACCACUAAGGAGGUAGUUGGUUGAUGCUCCUCUUGACCAAUCAGAUGUGCACGUAUGCACACAAGCUUUUUGUUGUUUUGUUGUUGUUUUGAACGCAGGACCCUUGAUUUUAGGUUUUACUGUAUAGUUAAUAUAUUCUGCAAAAUGAAAUAUAUUGACUACAUUAUUCAAUGUUUUAGUGAGAUCUGAUCUCUGGUAUUUGAGUGCAAAGGUCUGACAAAAAAUAUCCUUUUGCAUAUACAAACAAUGAUUUACAUUCUGGAUAUUUAUGUAUAUACUGGUAUAUUUUCAUUAUUCUCUGCUGCAAUGUAGUUUCACAAGUUAAAUGAUGGUGGAAUUAAUUUAAUUUAAAAACAAAAUAUUGCCAAAUAUUUUUUUAAAGAAAUCUCUCUAAUUGACUGUCCUCAAUUAAGAAAGAAUAUCAUAAUGAAUUUACAAUUCAUUUAUUUUCCUAAUUUUAAAUUGAAGUUAGAGAUAAUAUAGUUGUGUAUUUUUCAUUGAAUUUAAAUGAAGUUUAUGUAUUUAUGAAAUUACAUAAAUUAUUUCCCCACAAUAUUUGAGUGACUUGAGUUCAGAAAAUCUAUAGGUUAGUUUCUAUCUUUAAAAAAACUACAUUGUUAGCACUAAUAUAUUUUUUUUCUCUCAACCUAUUUGGGUCUCGUGCUGUAAAUCACACCAGUCAUGCAGUUGUUGUUUUUUUUAUGUUAAUUUCCUUAAUGAUGUUUGAAGAUUUGUUAAAUAAUUUCAGUGAUGUAGAAUUUUACAGUCAUGUAAACUAUAAAUUGGUUUUUGAUUUCUUUUUGUGUUUGUGUGUAUCGUGUUCUGCUUUCACAUUUUAGUGAAGAAUGUAGCUUCUUCUGUGAAGAGCCAACUGCAAUCUGAGCCUUUUUUUUUCUACGUGGCAAAACAACAAAAUAAAUAUGAUUGCAUUUAAA
This is a messenger RNA of Dicentrarchus labrax (European seabass), 2896 nucleotides long. Its product is annotated as ephrin A4. The transcript has 5 exons. Lineage: Eukaryota; Metazoa; Chordata; Actinopteri; Moronidae. Bases 432 to 1040 code for a protein of 202 amino acids. Gene Ontology annotation, molecular function: ephrin receptor binding. Gene Ontology annotation, cellular component: plasma membrane. The record is from RefSeq and is a predicted model, not a curated record. Gene Ontology annotation, biological process: axon guidance; ephrin receptor signaling pathway.